UAUUUCUGCCGUUGCCAAGGAGAAAGGAAGACACUCCUGUACAAUAAGGAAGCUAUCGCUAUUGUACUGUCUUUGCUGCUGCGUUAUUUUUCACAAAACAGAAACGCAUCUUGCUUGAUUCUUGGACUAAAUUGGGACAAAAACUUCAUGUCUUUAUUGAAGAGAUGUCCUGUUGUCCAGUGGUAGCUCCCCCCGUGCUUGUCGUUGUUCUGACCUGAGACCCAGCCUGCAGCUUUGUGAUCCUCGUCAGUCUGUGUGUCUGUUCUCCCAGAAGAAAGUAGCUGCUGUGUUCUGACUGCUACUCCUGAUGUCUGACUCUAUGGGGCUGCGUGUGGGACCAGGGCCGGGACCAGUCCAGACCUCUCCGCUGAAGGAGCAGCAGCAGGGCUGGAACCCGGCCCCGCGGUGGGAGAUGAACCGCUAUACCACCAUGAGACUGCUGGGGGACGGCACCUUCGGCAGCGUGCUCAUGGGCAAGAGCAAGGAAUCUGGAGAACUGGUGGCCAUCAAGAGGAUGAAGAGGAAGUUCUACUCGUGGGAUGAGUGUAUGAACUUACGAGAAGUCAAGUCUCUGAAGAAGUUGAGCCAUGCCAACGUGGUGAAGCUGAAGGAGGUGGUCAGGGAGAAGGACCACCUCUACCUUGUCUUUGAGUACAUGAAGGAAAACCUCUACCAGCUGAUGAAGGACAGACAGAGGUUGUUCCCUGAGUCAGUGAUCAGGAACAUGAUGUUUCAGAUAUUACAUGGACUCUCCUUUAUCCAUAAACAUGGUUACUUCCACCGUGACAUUAAACCAGAGAACCUGCUCUGUAUGGGUCCAGAGCAGGUGAAGAUAGCUGACUUUGGGUUGGCCAGAGAGAUACGCUCCCAGCCUCCCUACACUGAAUAUGUCUCAACUAGAUGGUACAGAGCCCCUGAGGUGCUCCUGAGGUCUCCGUCCUACAGCUCUCCUAUAGACAUCUGGGCGGUGGGCUGCAUCAUGGCAGAGCUUUACACACUCAAACCUCUGUUCCCUGGAAACAGCGAAGUGGACGAGAUCUUCAAGAUCUGCCAGGUGCUGGGCACCGUGAAGAAGACGGACUGGCCUGAGGGCUAUAACCUGGCAGCCUCUAUGAACUUCCGUUUCCCCCAGUGUGUCCCGACCAGCCUACGCUUGCUGGUCCCCAACGCCUCCAAUGAGGCAGUGGUUCUGAUGAGGGAUAUGCUACAGUGGGACCCCCAGAAGAGACCCACCGCAGUGCAGGCUCUGAGGUACCUGGGCCAGGCAUUGGGUCCUCCACCUCAGUACCUGGAGCAACGCAAAGCCCAGAGCAGGACCGCAGCAGCAGCACAGCAGGCCUCCUCCACAGAGCCCAAACCUCUCCCCGUCUGGAAGGCCGACCUCCAGCCCCAGCCAGCCCACACCCAGGGUCAGGGUCAGGGUCAGGGUCAGGGCAGGGUCCACCACCACCAGCCUCAGCAUAACACUGACCAUCACAGACUCUCCAACACAGACUGGGACGGACACAGCCAGUACCAGUACCAGCCAUCCCCACUCAGCCUGGUCAAACACACCCAGCCACAGAAAGCCACUCCAGCGGGGUGUGAGAACGGCACAUCAGGGUUCAGGAGCGGUAGGAUGUGGUGGGGACAGACGUCAACAGGCACCUGGGACGAGGUGGACGACUCUGACCUCGGCAUCUCCUUCUCCAAGAAACCCAGCAUGGCAUCUCUCAGGGACAAACACCAGGACCAGGACAAUGACUGGUUUGCAGAGCCCAAGUCCAACACAUCAUCAGUGAAGCAACACUACCUGCGCCAUUCCAGAUACCUCCCUGGCGUAAACCCAAAGACCAGCAGCAGCAGCUUUCUGACAGGCCAGCAGCAGCGUGGAAGGAGUGUGUGGGCCAACUCCUCUUUAACCAGGGCACAGGGAGCAGGACUGCCACUUAGCAAAGAUAACUUCCUGAGUAACACCUACAACCCUGGCAGCAGUAGCAGUUACACGUCAUCGUUUCAGAAGGAGAUGGGAUCAGCUGGACACAGGACCCACCAUCUAGCAGCCAUAGGAGGCAACUCUGCUAAGUACGAGGGAUGGAAGAUGAAGUCCAUGAAGCCUCCGGUCCCUGGAUCUUCUAGCCUCAACAGCAACAGUGGAGGGGAGAACACCGUGUCUCGAGCUCCUCCUAUCCAGCCUGUACACGGACGGGUGGACUGGGCCGUCAAGUACGGAGGAAGACACCGGUAGCACACUGUAGCCAUAUGACUGAGAAGAGUACCCAUUGACCCCACUGUAGCCAUAUGACUGAGAAGAGUACCCAUUGACCCCACUGUAGCCAUAUGACUGAGAAGAGUACCCACUGAAGCCAUAUGACUGAGAAGAGUACCCACUGUAGCCAUAUGACUGAGAAGAGUACCCAUUGACCCCACUGUAGCCAUAUGACUGAGAAGAGUACCCACUGAAGCCAUAUGACUGAGAAGAGUACCCACUGUAGCCAUAUGACUGAGAAGAGUACCCAUUGACCCCACUGUAGCCAUAUGACUGAGAAGAGUACCCACUGUAGCCAUAUGACUGAGAAGAGUACCCACUAUAGCCAUAUGACUGAGAAGAGUACCCAUUGACCCCACUGUAGCCAUAUGACUGAGAAGAGUACCCACUAUAGCCAUAUGACUGAGAAGAGUACCCACUGUAGCCAUAUGACUGAGAAGAGUACCCAUUGACCCCACUGUAGCCAUAUGACUGAGAAGAGUACCCACUGUAGCCAUAUGACUGAGAAGAGUACCCACUAUAGCCAUAUGACUGAGAAGAGUACCCACUAUAGCCAUAUGACUGAGAAGAGUACCCAUUGACGCUGCUUGUAUUCAUUAUGUGCUUCGUCCCAAAUGGCACCCUAAUUCCUACAUAGUACACUACUUUUGACCAGAACCCUAUGGGCCCUAGUGUGCUAUGUAAGGAAUAGGAUGCCAUUUGGAACGCAGUCGAUGUACUCUUCUUAGUCCUAUGGCUAAAGCCCAUUAUGGUCGUGAUCCAAUAUCCACACUAGCACACCACUUAGAAUGCACGCCCCAAUACAUACAUGCCUUUAUUCUAAGUGGUAGUAUGCCAGUGUGGGUAUCAGGGUUGGGGUCAAUUCCAUUUCAAGAAAGUAAACCAAAUUCCAAUUCCACAUUUUUCAAAUUGAAAAGCAUUGAAGAGAAUUGGAAUCGGAAUUUCUGCGUGCUUCCUGAAUUGACUGGAAUUUAACUGGAAUUGUCUCCAACCCUGGUGGGUAGUAGAGCAGUCGGGAACUGUGUUGAGAAUCAACUCAGAGGGAAGAAUUCAAUUUCCUGCAGCGCAUUUUGAGCGUUGGGGCACUCCAACUAGAGAGAAGAGGGUCUAGAGCACGACGUUUGCAACGCCAGGGGUUGUGGGUUCGAUUCCCACGGGGGGCCAGUAUGAAAAAUAAAAUAUAAA
This is a messenger RNA of Coregonus clupeaformis (lake whitefish), 3433 nucleotides long. RefSeq names its product serine/threonine-protein kinase MAK. Gene Ontology annotation, cellular component: cytoplasm; cilium; nucleus. The record is from RefSeq and is a predicted model, not a curated record. Gene Ontology annotation, biological process: cilium assembly; protein phosphorylation; intracellular signal transduction. The transcript has 15 exons. Bases 308 to 2227 code for a protein of 639 amino acids. Gene Ontology annotation, molecular function: protein serine/threonine kinase activity; ATP binding. NCBI's taxonomy places the organism in Eukaryota, Metazoa, Chordata, Actinopteri, Salmoniformes, Salmonidae.